UUCAGUUGCGCUCAGCUGCCGGAGAGGUGAGCACCGCUCCGGAGCUCCUCAUCACCACCGUCCACUCACUCACUCCUCCUCCUUUUCUCCUCCUCCUCCUCCAGGAGUCACGCACGGAUGCCGCUCCUCUUUCACGGAUAAAGACCAACAGCGAGUGUGCCUGUGUUUUCUUUUCCACACACGUUUUUAUCGACUUUUUUUUUUUUUUUUUUUGGAUGCCCUGUGGCUCUCUACCACUUGCAUCACAUCCUAAGGCUCCGGGAAGGCUGCGCGAGCAUCGCACUGCAUUCCUCUGGACCGGACCUCACCUCUGCCGGAAGGCCUGGCAGGACGUGCGACGUGAUGCCUCCGUGUGGACUGCAGAACUUGCUGGCCCUCCUGCUGCUUCUUCAUGCUGUCAGCCACGGCUUAAGUGAUGCCGACCCUGUGGUGAGCAUGCAUAAAGUGACUCAUCACAGCAUCAGCGAGGAGAUGUCCAAGACGGUGGUGCUCCCCUGCCUCUUCUCCCUGCGCCCUGGCGCCAUUGCGUCCCACGAGCCUCCCCGCGUCAAAUGGUCCAAGGUGUGGGGUCAGCAAGGCUCGGACGGCUCGCGGAAAGAGCAGUCGAUCCUGGUGGCCAAAGACAAUGUAGUCAAGGUGAAAAAGGCUUUUCAAGGUCGGGUAUCGCUGCCUGGUUACAGCGAUAACCGAUACAAUGCCAGUCUGGCUCUGACAGGCUUGCGAUCCAGUGACUCCGGCCUGUACCGCUGUGAAGUUGUGAUGGGCAUUAACGAUGAGCGAGACACUGUCCCGCUGGAGGUCACAGGCGUGCUCUUUCAUUACCGCGCUCCCCCCGACCGUUACGCCCUGUCCUUCGCUGACGCCAAGAGGGUGUGCGCUGAGAACUCGGCGGCCAUCGCCACGCCGGGUCAGCUGCAGGCGGCCUUUGCCGACGGCUACGAGAACUGUGACGCCGGGUGGCUGUCGGACCAGACCGUACGGUAUCCAAUCCAGUCACCUCGGCCUGGUUGCUAUGGCGAUCGUGACGACUCACCCGGCAUCCGUAACUAUGGCAAUAGGUUCCCGGACGAGCUGUUUGAUGUCUACUGCUUUGCCAAGCGGCUACAAGGUGAAGUGUUCCACUCCACUGUGGAAGAGAAACUGAAUCUAGCCACGGCCUCCACCCAUUGCCAUUCGCUGGGAGCCCAGCUGGCCACCGUGGGCCAGCUGUACCUGGCCUGGCAGGCCGGUCUGGACCAGUGCGACCCGGGCUGGCUGGCUGACGGCAGUGUGCGCUACCCCAUCAACGUCCCGCGGAGGAACUGCGGGGGGGACGAGCCCGGCGUGCGAACGGUCUACAGCAACCCCAAUCGGACCGGCUUCCCCGACACCACGGCCAUGUUUGACGCUUACUGCUACCGAGCCCAUCAGCCUGCAGAUGCGCAAGCCGCAGAGGCCCUCGCUUCCCUCCACGCCACCAUCCCAGCUGCACAGGCCGGCUCUCCACUCAGCCGCACCCAAAUGGGCGCCCCAUUACCCAAGGCGGCAACUCGUACCGGCCUGACGGACCUGAACGAAGCUAUCGCAAACGACUCCUCCGACAUCUCUGACGAGCACGUUGUCAUCCACUUGAGUCCCUUGCAGGGUUGGGAUAACCAACAAGACGGCGCCCCGACCGGUCGAUCCCGCCCAGCUGAACCCGACGAAAUGAAAAGCAGCAAUGCUCCAACGGAGCAGGAGAGCCACGGAGGUUCGGCCCAAGAGGAAGUAGAUGCUUCGAUGGACACUCUCCCAUCAGCGGCCUCUACCACCUCUCAGCCUCACACCAGUAAAAGCAUGCUGACUGACUUUGUUAACACGCUAAUGAAGCCUUUCAAGUACUGGGCUGGUAGCGGGAUGGGCCAAACCUCCAACAGGAGCCAGACUUUGAGCUUACAAGCCGGUGAAAACAAGGGCGGCAGCGACAACGCCAUCACGGAGCACGGGAGUCACGAUUCUCCCUCCAGGCUUCUCCAUGCCAGUGGAUUGCAGAGCGCUGAGGAUGGUCUGUCUGAGCAGGAGAAAGAGGAGGUGCCGCUCUUUCCUGUUCUGUCUGCAGUCCAAAACGGCAGGAAAAUUGAGUCCACCACGCAGCAGGAGGGCAAAUUUGCCGAUAGUGGGAUAACUGCAGUGGACCCUGAAAGUAAUACAAGCCCCAAUGAACGGGUCAAGUUUCCCAAAGGAGGUCCAGCGUGGGCCAUCAAGUCAUUACGGCGCUUCAGAGUAGGCUUUCCAAGGAAUGUUGCCAGAAGUCACACUUGGGAUCCUCUGGAAGCCAAAUCGGGGCUCCUUGAGAUAAUCACCCUGCCUGACUCCUUUCGCCAGGACACAGUAGAAAAUUAUUCUGGGGAGGGGAGGGACCAAGUUGGAGAUGAGGCACAAACGACCAGCGCAACUGUGACGGAUCACACAAAGGAAGUGGAGGGGAGCAGUGAGGGGAAUAGUUUUCUUAGUAACUUUGCUAAUACCGUUCCCAGCAGUCCAGAAUCCGAACCUUCACUCCACCAAAGUCAGAGUGAACUUGUGACUGUGGCCGAACUCACUACGUCGUCUCGGUGGCAGCUCGUGGCGCAACCAACCACCGCCACUUUGCCUCAAACAGCCGAGGAGGCCAGGGGUGAGAUCAUCUACGUUCACCGGCCUGCUGACAACCUCUCGUCUGCUUCUUCUUUAUCACAAAGAGGAGAAAGCGGCUCUAAUGGUGGCUUCACUCCCGUUAUUAAGAAGCAAAGGAAAGGUGCGGGAAGAAAGCCUGGUCGCGGCGCAGCCAAGUUGGUCACUUCCACACCAGAGUCCUUGAUGGAUGUGCUAACCACCACGGAGAUCACCACGGCGCAUCUUCUGACAACCACAGAUACUCCAAGCACAGACCCUGCAACCGCAGCGGUCACCACUGAGCUUUCCUCAAAAAGCUACUCUGCGCAGGAGCCAUCCAUUUCUGUCUCAUGGAUAGAGGAGACCACGAGCAACACGGAAGGCAACUUCUCAAUGGGAUCGUCAACAACAACCGCCAGUCAGUUGACGAGUGCUGUGUCAGACUCAAAAGAUGCUGUUACAGAAGUGGAGUCCAGGUUAGCAGUGUCUGAGUCCUUUGUGUUUGGAAGUCAUUGGAUACCUUCCAAGGGAUCCAGUCCGAAGUUUGAAGACUACAAGACUCCGACGGUGACAGACAGCAAAGGCGCAAAACACCCUUUUGGUGUCCUGGUACCCAACUGGGCUUUUGGCCCACCAGUUGAGAGCAACCCAUGCCAGACCAACCCGUGCCUCCACGGAGGUAGCUGCCUGCAGGAGGGCGACGGCUAUAGCUGCUACUGCCCACAGGGAUUCUCCGGGGAGAGCUGCGAAAUCGAUGUUGAUGACUGCCAGUCCAACCCCUGCCGCAAUGGAGGAACUUGCAUCGACGAGAUCAACUCUUUUGUUUGUCUGUGUCUGCCCAGCUACAGCGGCGCCAAAUGCGAGAAAGACACGGAAGGCUGCGAGCACGCAUGGCGAAAGUUCCACGGCCACUGCUACCGUUACUUCAGCCGGCGGCACACGUGGGAGGACGCUGAGAAAGAUUGCAGGGAGCACAGCGGCCACCUGGCCAGCAUCCACAGCCUGGCCGAGCAGAAUUUCAUUGGAGGUAUCAGUCAUGACAACACCUGGAUCGGCUUAAAUGAUCGCACAGUGGAGGAUGACUUUCAGUGGACUGAUAAGAUGGACCUGCAAUAUGAGAACUGGCGCUCGAACCAGCCCGACAACUUCUUCGCGGGCGGUGAAGACUGCGUGGUGAUGAUCGCUCACGAGAACAGCAAAUGGAACGACGUGCCCUGCAACUACAAUCUGCCCUACGUCUGCAAAAAGGGAACAGUUCUCUGCGGAGCCCCUCCUCAAGUGGAAAAUGCUUUUGUGGUUGGCCGGAAGCGCUCUCACUAUGACAUCCACUCGACUGUGCGCUACCAGUGUGUCGACGGCUUCCAGCAGCGCCACGUACCGACAACAAAGUGCCGUGCCAACGGCAAGUGGGACGAACCAAAAAUCAAAUGCACAAAAUCAGCUCGACAGGCCCACCGGUACCGGCGCCACCACCACAACCACCACCACAAGGGCAGACGGGAGCGCAGAAAGCACAAGCGGCACGGCCACCGGAUCGGCGGCCACCACGGCGCCGACCACGGCCUCAAGCAAAGCCACUUCUGAACCAAUAGAGAAGCAAAAAAAAAACAAAAAAAAAAAACCACAUCCGUUCUUCUCUUGUCCUUCUGUCCCCAUCCUUCAUUCCUCUUCCUAUUUUUCACUCCCCCUUCUCCAUCAGUCCGUUCCUACGCUGGAGUCCUCCUGUAUCAUAGGAAAUUCCUGGACAAUAGCCGGGACGAUAGCCGCUCCCUCCGUUUCCCUUUUUACGUUUUCUUUCUCCCGGUUUUCUUGUCACUCACACUCACUCGAGUGCAAAUUGUAAAUAGGAUCUUUGUGUUUUCGUUUUUGUUUUCUCGGCUCUCUGGGUUUAUUUCUUUUCUUGUGUGUGUGACUCAGGUCCAUCACAUGUCUGUCAUUCAGCAUUGUUCGAGGCGGGAAAGUUGCGGAAAAUGUAAAACUGUUCAAUAUCAUUUCAAAUACAUCUUUUACACUUCAAAAUAAAUGGUAGACCGAUGAUUUGAUUUUGAAAAAAAAAAUGCACCCCAAAUGUGCAUGUACUGCAUCGGCGGAAGAAGACCUUUCAUAACAAGCCAUACUAAAUUUAGCUCCUCCCCGACAUUUCAAGCUCAUUUCUCAAUCAAGAUGUAUCCAAUCACCCGACAGGACUUGCUCGGAAGAAUUAUUGUGCAGUGUUUCCUUGCAUAUUCGCAACUCACGAAUUCACCUCUUUACGCAAAUGUUUUUGUUUGUUUGUCAGGAACCUAUUCUUGUUAUUUGCUGAAAAGUUCAAAAAUUUCGUGCUCAGGCCAAAGCCCUGUAAAGUAUUGUUAUCCAUUUUGUGGCAUCCUGGUGCCGAGGAACUUUGUAGAAUUGAUUUGAGAAGCUUCGAGUAGUGCUUUGCCGGCAUCGAUUUUCAAAUGCAAACCUAUUUGCCACUGUGCUACCCUUUCCUAUUUAGACAUGGCUUUGGCGCCAUCUUGUGGCAUUUUGGUGCCAAGGAACUAUGUUGAAGUGGGUUGAGGAGAGUCAUGUAGUGAUUUGCUGCCAUCCUGUGGAUGGUAAUUGCUAGCAGAUUUUCACUAUUCGCAGCAGGACUGGGUCCCUAACACGGUACUACUUUCCUAUUUGGGCAUUGCCUUGGCACUGUCUUGUGACAUUUUCAGCAAAUAGUUUACGCAGAAAUUAAAAACAAACUCCAAAGUGUGAAUUUGAACAUUAAACUCCAAAUACGCAGGCGGUUGUCUAUAAAUCGGCUCUUAUGUUAGGGCCAUGAUGCUGCCAUUUUGCGAUAGCUCUGUAGACUCCCCUUUCACACUCGCUGUAAAAGCCACACCUUUCCCCACCUCUUGUUUUUGUGUUCAAAGCAACUGCCGCCACCCGGAUAUGUAUUUCAUACGUCACACCAGGCAGAGGCUCUGAUGUUUUUGUGUAAUGCUGUGUCUCUGUGUGAAAUCUCUGCCAUGACCAUUUUGUCAUUUGUUUCUGUGUGAAAGGUGGAAAGGUGUGUGUGUAUAUGCGUGUGUAUAUAUUGGCGACUCACUCGGUUGACUCGAAAGUCAAGAUACAAGAAGCAUUUUGCUCCCUCAUUCCUGACAAUUUGCUGUCUCCCCCCCUCCCCCUUUUUUUUCCCUCUAAAUUCAGCAGUUAAGGCUUCAGUUUGUGGAUUAAGUCCACAUCACUGACUGCUGUAUUUCUUAUUCUCGUCUGUUAGUUCUUUUUUUUUUUAACCCACCUUCACUUAUUUUUAAUCUCUUGUGCUCAGCAGACACAAGAAUGCACUCGAGCAAGCUCUGACUUAACUCAGAGCCCGGUUCCUCAAAGUGAUACAAUUUGGUUUGGAUGUUAAGAGGAGACCAUAUAAGACAGUGUGAAGGGUACUUAACGGCAUGUUUCCAUUCAUGGGUAUGGUUUGGUUCCAUUGUCAAACGCUACAACGGGGACCAGAAGACAUGUUAGGUUUCAUUGUUUUACCCUUUCAGGGACAGCGGUUACUACAGUGGACAGUUUAUCAUGUUAUCAGGUUACAGGGUGCAUGAAAGGGUUAGAUUAUGAAGUCUACCCCCCGCCCCAAAAAAAACCCUGUCAUACUCCCAAUUUUUUUCCACUGUACUGUAUUACUUCACAUUAUUAUUAUUCUCCAUCGACCAAUCAACGAGCAGCAGGUUUAGCUCCGCCCGACAAUACGUGCCUGGGACACCACCAAAAUGUUGCUGAAAAGACUCUGCAUCUUCUUACAUUGGCAGGGAGAACGUGCACCGAGAUUCCUCGCUGCUUCCCCGCAACGUCCUAUCACUUUAAUUAAUCUCUGCGUGUUUAAUUAACAAAACAGAUUAUCUGCAGCACCGCCCCCGCAUCGUGAAUCAGUUUGAUGGACACGCAACGGAAAAGUCAAUCUAGCCAAUCGUCGUCAUCAGGCCAACACAAGCAUGCAAGAGCAUUUUCAGUUAAAGUUUAUCUCUGAGCAGGAAAACAAGCAAAGAAAAGCCCUCUUCAUGCAGUUCGGUAUGAAGAUCUGAUUGUGAGUUAGAGAAAAGGAAUGAUUAGAUGACAAUUACGAUGAAAUCGCACAUCUUCACCCCCCCCCCCACGCAGAGAUGUUAAUUGUAAUUCGUGACAAAUUCACAGAAUUAUGAGGAAAACUGUUUUUUUUUUGGUUUUUUUUUACAAAAUAGGACAAAAGGCUUUUUUUCCUUUCAAGUUGUCAUGUGACUGGAAAAAGUACUUUUUUCCCCUCGAGAAAUAACGUAAUGUUAUGAAAGCACAUUUGUUAUAUUCCAAGAAAAAUAUCUUUUUUUUCUCAAACAAUUUGUAAUCUGAUGAGAUGCAUAUUUAUCACACGCAAAGGUUCCAGUUCAUUAAACCAAUUUUAAU
Molecule: messenger RNA, 7005 nt
Organism: Hippocampus comes (tiger tail seahorse)
Lineage: Eukaryota; Metazoa; Chordata; Actinopteri; Syngnathiformes; Syngnathidae
Gene: ncanb
Product: neurocan b
Exons: 16
Coding region: 343-4197 (1284 amino acids)
Biological process (GO): skeletal system development; central nervous system development; cell adhesion
Cellular component (GO): synapse; perineuronal net
Molecular function (GO): calcium ion binding; hyaluronic acid binding
Source: RefSeq, a predicted model, not a curated record